This is a messenger RNA of Spirodela intermedia, 612 nucleotides long. The record is from the annotation of a GenBank genome assembly. Lineage: Eukaryota; Viridiplantae; Streptophyta; Magnoliopsida; Alismatales; Araceae.
AUGAACCUGCACUUCACCAGGACCGCGUCCAACUCCGCCUUCCUGCCCCGCUCGGUCGCCGACUCCAUUCCCUUCUCCUCCGCCAAGAUGUCCGACAUACUGAGCCUCCUCUCCGUCGAACCCCACUCAGAGAAAGCGGCGGCCAUUGAGAAGACCCUGCACAGGUGCGAGGAGCCGGCCGUGGCUGGCGAGACCAGAUUCUGCGCCACCUCACUGGAAUCCAUGGUCGACUUCACCACCGCCAGCCUCGGCUCUCGCGACCUCGUGGCGCUGUCCACUGAGGUCAGCAAGGCGGACUCGCCGAAGCAGACUUACGUCAUAGCGCCCUCCGGCGUGCAGAAGCUCGCCGGCGGCAAGGCCGUAGCCUGCCACGCUCAGUCGUACGCGUACGCCGUGUUCUACUGCCACGCCACGCGCGCAACCAAGUCCUACGUGGUGUCUCUCGUGGGGAAGGACGGGACCCAGGUGGAGGCUGCGGUGGUGUGCCACACCGACACGUCCAGCUGGAACCCAAAGCACAUCGCCUUCCAGCUGCUGAAGGUGAGCCCGGGGACGGCCCCGGUGUGCCACUUCCUGCCGCAGGACCACGUCGUCUGGACCCGUCGCACCUAG